Molecule: messenger RNA, 10681 nt
Organism: Anopheles stephensi (Asian malaria mosquito)
Lineage: Eukaryota; Metazoa; Arthropoda; Insecta; Diptera; Culicidae
Product: actin-like
Exons: 1
Coding region: 1965-3029 (354 amino acids)
Source: RefSeq, a predicted model, not a curated record
GGGAAGGGUGUCGUGUGGCAAGGGGUCUCCUAUUUAUAAAAACGAAUGUUCACCUCUGUCACUCGGAGACUGCCAUGGCUGAAAAGGGUUCACAAGUGAUUGAUGAGUAUUUGAUGAAAAUACAGUUUAUAAUCCAGUGGAAACUCUGCGAUAAAGAAUAGAUAGAUCUCUCCCUCCCUAGCUCGAGCUGUGAAGCUUGUGAUUUCGACAGCUUGGUGAAAGGUGAAGCUCCAGCUCGUCUGAUACUGUCUGAUCGGGGGCCGUUGCUAGAACAAAGAAUUGUGAUGAAGGAUGGAGAGAGUUGAAAAUUUUCAAUCAAACCCAGCGGCUAUGGGACUCCAUCGCCUAGUUCACCACAAACCCAAAACAAAACUCUUUUGUGCAUUGAUGAUGCAUUCCCGGCAUUCCUGAUUACUUUUUGAACACGCUUCGGUGCAUUUAUUGCCUGCAGUUUGUGUGUUGCCUUUGCCAAACCGACCGACCGACCGAACGACCGUCCCGGGGAGCUUUGCACCAUACUAGUCGAUAGUCAAAGAAGGUCUUUCGGGCGGGCGUCAAGACCUUCGCUGCAAUUGUAUGCGGACGGCACGUUUUAUAAAAUAAAUUAUCCUUUAAAGUUUGCUCAAUCAUGGCCAUCGUUUGCCAUUGCUAAAUGGUCGCAGCCCGAAACUGACCUACUUCAACGCGUCGGGUCGUCUGGAGGCUGCGGAUGGUAGCGUUUGCCUGCAAACCGGCUGCCCUUUGCAGUGGCGUCACCGGUCACCAUCUUCGUCCUGACCUUUCACAAUGGUGCUACUUGGGUUGGGUUUGUUUGGCUCGGCCGUCGAAGGUUGGUGCUCCUGCCGGGUUCCGGCAAUGCCAUAGGCCGAGUAAUAAAUUCGCCCUGGCUUCGCCAGGUUCGCCACUCUCCGGCCUUGGCGGGUUUCCAAAACGUUGCCGAAUAAGAAGGUCAGUCCGAAUAAGGAGUUUCGAGAGGGAUGAGUUUCGAUAGUGAUUUAUCGCUAAGUAGUUGUGUACUGCAAUUUGGUCAAGCGUUUGUCUGCAGAAGUGUCUAAGAUGUCCUCCGCAUCACCGCAUUCGUCUUGUGCCUGUUAAUGAGUUCUGCAAAGGCUGUGAGGGAAGGCUAUGACCGUGACACAUGGUGAAGCUCGAUAGAGAAAGAAAGUAAGUCGCCUUUUUCGCUGAAUCGUUGAGAAGUGUUCGAAGCUUUCGAAAGCUCAAAGCAGAAAACUUGUGACAGAGUGAUUAGUAAUCAGCGGGCAGAGAGGCAGGGCUUUUCAUUAAGAUCACAAGCUGUAAUGACACAGCGAUUUAUGGAGCACGAUUUGUACCAAUUUGUUCCGUUUAACAGACAUCCUUGAACCAGUGUAAGCGCAGUGGCUGCGAUGGGGAGAACUGUUCUUUUGAGCUUGAUAGGAAUAAUCAGUCAUGACUUUGUGGAAUUUCGUUUGAAACUUUUUUGCUCACGGUUGUUUUUUGCUUGGAUCGUGAAGUACUUAUGAAGCUAUAAAUAUAGGUACAAAAUACUACCUCAAGCAUUAAAUGUAAAUCAAUGGAAUAUGGAGUAGAAUUUGCGAUAUUCUAGAUGUCUAAAGCGAUAUAGAAAACGGUCAUUCUUUGUGACAAAAAACAUGGUAGAAAAAAUAAUACAAUAAAAACAGUGUUGAUAUUGUCAAUGAAAGAGUUUCUGAGCUGAGUGACCCAACGUAAAGCCGAUUAGAUAAUCAGAAACAGCUGAAAGUUGUAGUUGUCAAACAAUCAUUAUCUUUUUUUCUGUUCAGUGUGAAGAUAACCGAAACGAGAGUUGAUUCUGCAAGUCACACGAAUCACACGAAUCGUGUCGCCCAUUACAUCCACCAAAUGAUUCACAACCAAGCGUUACAACUGUUUGUAGAUAACGGUGUUACACUGGACUUGAGUCCAUCAGUCGCACGCAGUCGCUCGAAGAAAGCGAGAGUGCAAUCAUGUCCGUAGAAGAAAGUCCCGCCAUUAUUAUUGACAACGGCAGUCACACGGUGAAGGUGGGUUUCGCUGGCGAGGAUGACCCGGCGGAGAUUUUUCGUAACGUUGUGCAGUUAUCGGAGAGCACGGAUGGCGUCAUCCGAAGUGUUGGUGUGGCGUCGAAACAGCCGUCGAGCCGUGCUGUCAGUCCGAUUCAGCGAGGGCAGCCAUGCGAUUGGGAUGCGCUGGAAAGGGUUUGGGAGUACACGUUCAAAGAUGUGUUGAAGGUCGCGCCGGAAGAUCACAACGUGCUGCUCACAGAUCGACCGCUCGGGUGCAAGACAAACCGUGAACGGGCCGUUCAAAUAAUGUUCGAAAAGUUCUCGACACCUGCCACUUACAUGUCGAUGCAAGCAACGCUGGCACUGUACGGGGCUGGGCGUACCAGUGGCACGGUGGUUGAUGUUGGCGAUGGGUGUACGAGUGUUGUACCCAUCCACAAAGGCACUCCCGUCAUCGAAGCUAGCACGAACGUUGAUUUCGCUGGGUGCGAUAUGGUGGACUAUCUGGCAGGUGCACUCAACGUAAGUGACCGAGAAGUAGCGCGACAGCUGAUGGAAAAAGUGUGUGCGGUUAGUGCCGAUAUGGAAAAGGAAGUGAUGAACAAAGUUGAUUUUAAAGCAUCCGAUGGAUCGGUCCUCAGCAUUGGAGCAGAGCGAUAUCGAUGUGGAGAGGCAAUGUUUAAUCCAUCGGUCGUAGGUCACCGACAGAUAACACCAUUGCAAGAGCUAAUUGCAGAAAGCGUGGCUUCUUGUAAGGAGGCCAGUCGGAAGGACCUCUAUGCAUACAUCGUGCUUGCUGGUGGACCGACGAUGCUGAAUGGAUUUCCGGACCGUUUGCAAAGCGAGCUGACGAAGCUGGUUCCAUCCCAGUAUCGAUGCAAGGUGGUGACGACCCAGCAGCCGAUAGUGACCGUUUGGGCUGGGGGAUGCUUGGUCGCGCAAAGUCCCAUGUUCCAGCAAUCGUGGGUAACGAAGCAAGAGUAUGAAGAAUUCGGUGCUGAUGUUAUUCGCCGGAAAUGUGUUUAAGGUUGUGAGAGAAUUUCAUCUAGAAAGUGAAGUGUGUUGUGCAAGGCAUUUUAUUUUAGCGGAAGUAAGAUAAUUUUUUCGAACAUAGCUACACGCCGCAAUCAAGAUCGAAUGGAGAAAAAUAAAAUGAAACGGCGAUAAUUCAACACAUCUGUAGUUUUGUUUAAUGUUUUAUCGAGAAUAGGUUUAAGUGAGAGGGCUGAUUCAGAUUUAUAAAAUUUAGAUGUUAUGGUGUUGAUGAUUAACGUCUAUUUGAAAGUUUGUCGAAAUCUGUGGAUUCCCGAAUUGAAAUGAACAAUCAUCGUCACAAUCAACCUCCCGUGUUGCGUUCACCCAUACUAUAAUGAUAACACGUACUAAUGCCGCACCUGUAUUUUACCAAAUUGUCUGUUUUCAAAUAUUUUGUUUCAUAAUAUGUCUAAUGACCAUAAUAAUCUGUUCUAACGAGGUGCUUGAGCAUCAAAGCAUAUUCGACAUUUUAGCUUCAAAUUAUUCUUAAAUUUCCAUUUUGUAAGCAAAUCGAUUUUUAUUGAAGGUAUUGGACCUUAAAAUAAAUCAGCCAGCUGUAGGCUAUUAAUUUGGUACAUUUUUGGCCGUUCCGUAAAAAAAUUAAACGUGUCAAUGACCCCCAAAACCUUGAAUAACAAAAAACCCUUACAAAAUUGUCCUCGCAACUUUUUACUCAUGAUCUGGCCAUUAACCUGGAAGCUUUAUAUGCAUACAAAAUCACCUCCAGUUAAAGUUGAAGCAUUUAAACAGUAAAUACUCGUUAUACAGAUUAUGAGCUCGUAUAUGCAAAAAAUUAAAUGAUAUAACAUGACCUAUGCUGACAUGUUCCGAUCGGACAACUCUUUGAAUUUUUAAAUUAUUAAAUUUUACAUAGGCAAAUAUGUGCAAGAAAUCAAGCGAUAUGUUACUUCUUAUGAGUUUACUCAUUCCUCCUUAACGUCCAAUAAUUUCACUUAGAGGAGGAAUAAGCCUUCUUCUAAAUUGGAGCUACAACCUUGAAUGGCCGCGGUCUGACAUUUCAGGCUUUCUGUGACUUGAUUUUAACUCGUACCAAGGUUAUCAGCGCUGCGUACGGGGAGUCUGUCGGCAAUCCAUCCAAUUUCAAUCCAUUUAGUGAGUUCUAUUAUUCAACACAGAACAGAAAGGGAACAGAUUUCUGUUCUGUUCCAUUUACGUCCGAUGAUCACAUGAUCUUGAUGCACCUUUUAUCAAAUAAUGUAUCGAUCCAUCUUGACUGUUUUCUAUUUUAUACUGUUUCUUACUACAUUUUAAAAUAGAGUUAGUAUUGUAAUAGAAGAUUAGACAAAAUGAUGAGCGGAAGGAUUGCAACUAAUAGCGCAAUAGUGUGUGAAUUAGGAGAGCGUCCGUAGAAAGUGGUAUUAGUGUAUAAGAUAAGUUCAUUCCCCAUGGUGUAAUGCGCAUUGCCUAUCUGAAGGCGCAACCAACGGAUCACUGCAAAACUGAUCGUUUCAUAUCUCUUAGGCCAUAGCAGUUUUGUGUAAAUGCCAGUUUACAGUACAUAUUAUUCCUCCAAUCUGUAAAUUAUGUCACAAUGAAAAUCUUAGUGGUUAGUGAUGAUUGUGACAAUAAUAGCAUUCCGUAAAGUGAUUUUGUCGCACUAAAGCCGUUUGCUCACUUAUCACAUCAUUUCCGCUGAAGGAACUGAAAAUUAGCGGUAAAUAAAACGCCGGAAAUUUAUGGUUCCCAGCCAGCGGCGAACUUAAAAGGGAAUAAAAUUCUCAAAUAAAUUGUUCCCAUUUCCCUGCCCAUGCCGAAACUGCCAUGCCAGAUGACGAAAUCAAACUGGAUAUCUAAAUAGAAGAAUUGAAUCGAGGAUGAAAAUAACGAAAAAAAACGUAACGCAAUCGAAUUUAACUGAUGGUGCUUGGCGAGAAGUAGCUUUUCAUUAUUUAUUGCAACCGCGGGUUGAAUGCUGCUGCCUGCCGAGCGGUGGGAAAAAAAGGGAAACUUAUUCGAUUUGGAGCGCAUUGCCGUUAUCGUUCAAUUCAAUUAAAAGUGGGCAAACCAAACGAACGAAGGCAAUUUAUUACCAUUCGGUACCGUAAAAUCCAAUCAUUUGCGGUCGAAGGAAAUAACACUCGCACGGUCCAGGCCAGCCGUAAUGACCGGCCUGCAUGGCGGUGUGUGGGUAUGGCUUUUUCCAAAUGUAUGACGACUGUUGCAGUGGGAAAUAUCGUUGCGGCAACGAGGGGUUUCGUGGAAAUGAGUGCGGUGAGUCACGGGUGAGGCCCAUUUGAAUGCUUGAUGAAAUGGUCGCCAUUCUGAUUGGUUCGGGACUAUCAGUUGUGUGAUGCGAACGCGCUCUGUGUUUUGGUGACACAGUUGUCAAGGUGAUCGUAAUUUCAGGAUUGGAAAACUCGUGUCGUUGUCUGAAUAGAGCUGACUAUAUCGUGUGUGUUUCUGAUGGUAUAGGGGUGUACAAUUCAGUGGCUCUUUGUACUUUGCGUGGAUCAAUACGACUCGGUUUGCUGCGUUUGUGCUGGGCUUUCAAUAUUUAUAUGAUCACCUACCACCACAAAUCCCUUGUCAUAUUAUGUAACACACAAAAUAGGCUUACAAUUGAUCAUGCCUGACGGCAUGGAAUCCUCUUUGCAGUGCGGACGUGUAGAUUUCGGUACGCUUGUGUUGCCGGAUGUUGCGGGACUGCUCGACGGAGCGCACGUGAAUUGAAAUCCGCAAGUAAAUGUAAUAGAAAACGUGACGGUUAUUUUUGCUGUAAGUGUGCCAUUUUCUUGGUUCUGGAAGCACAUCUUGCUUGGUGAGUGAGAUUUUCCAUCGACAAAGGGGUGUAUUUGUGGCUAGUCGAAUGCAAUCCUCCUUGGAUGUGUGUGGCUGAGAAUUGAAUUCGGAAUUCAAUCUUCACAUCUUUUGCUGAACUAGGAAAUAUUUCCGGGAGGUUUUUUAUAUAUGCUAUCUGAGCUGUUUUGUAUUGCAAAAAAUAAAAUAGCUGCAUAUAUUGCAAUAAGAUUUGAUAAACUCAACAUAUCAGCUGACAAAUUUUUUGCAAUACGGCCAGGCUUUUAGGUUUUUUUUAGGUUUGGUUUACAUUGAUCAUUGAAAAAUGUUUUUAUGUGCUAGAAUACAAGCAUUUGAAUUUGAGGAAUAUUUUCAGUAUACAAUUGUAUGAAUUUAUCUCUUAUUAGUAUAAGUACAUCUUUUUUUACCUGGCUUAAAUGCCUGCGUGGUCAUCUACUGGCCUAUACGACUUAAUGAUAAUAUUUUCAAGACUUUUCCAGACAACCUUGAUAAUUCCAGAAGAAAAUCAUUCUCCCAAGAUGCUUGGUGACAUCGAGAACAAUUUUUUAGGGGCUCUAUAUGCUCUAAGCUCUUGGUUUUCACUCCUUUACUUUUGAACAGUUCAUAUUCGUAAUGGCACAUUUUGUUACGUUGGACUUGUAUAGAGCGAUCCAAAGUCUACCAUAUAAUAGCUUUGGAAAUACCAUUAAAAAAUCCUCUUGACAAGAGCAUUCUCAACAUCGAGGCCUUACCUCGGGUAGGGAGACUCUCGAAGCUCAUUGUCAGAUCAAGUCUUCUAGGCUAAUGUCUCAAGUACUGAUUUGGAAUAUUCGGAUGGAAUAUGCUAUACAUCUCUUACAUCAUUUUGAAGUCGGAAGCAUUCCCUUUGACGCGUGGGGAGACGCUCAAAACUCUUUGAAUAAAUGGAAAGCCAGAUUUAGAGCUUCAAUUUUCAAUCAGUCAGCAAACUUUCUUUGACUGGCGAGAAAGUAAAGCUGUAUUCAAGCAGAUUUGGAAUGAUUCUUUUCCUUAACAGCUUGUAAAUCUUGCAGUCUUUGCAAAAUGCAGUGUUGGAGUAUUUGAUAAUGUAUGAUUUGUUCAUGUUGCGGUUAGGAGAUAACCAUUAGACAAAAUUAGACAAAUGUCUUAUCCGUACAACAGAUACCUUCUACCCUAUUAACAUGUCCCCCUAAAAAUGACAGAAAGUAUUGUGAAAAUAUAAGGUAUAUGUUUAAAUGUAACACUCUACUAUAAAGUGUCACUCAAGUUUAGAUUUACAAAUGUUAAAAUAAGCGAAAAGUAUUGCAUUCAACUUGCACAUCGUAGCUGUGGCAGGACUAUACAGUUCUUUAGGUUUCGUUCUUUGUCAGACGAAGCCUCUUUUUAUUAGUUGAUCUCUUUCUUGGUUUUUAAUGUUGGAAAAUUUUACGCAUUUAAUAAAAUGCCAGCCUGACAAAUUUCGUCAAACGUCCCUACGCUUGCUAAUACACCGAAGUAAUGUAGCCUGAAAGUGUUGCAGCUGCCCUAUAGUCCAGACGAUGGCUGCCGCAUUGCUACACUACUACACCAGCGCAGUACGAGGCAUACUUUAAUUAAAUUAUCCCCAUCACCGUGAGCCCCGAACAAAUGCGCGUGACGCAAAGAAGUGGGAACGAGGGAAUGCAGGGCAGUUUCGUACCAUUUUGUCUUCAUCAAGUUCCGUUCGUCUUGUGAUGAGAAGUCGGACGUUGGACACAGGCAGCUGCCAGUUGCCGUUGUUGCCUUGUUCCUUCGUGUGGGUAAGCUUUUUCGGGCUAGCCAGUAAUUAAUUCAAAUCUCCCUAAUUACCGCAAUUUGGCAACUUCGACCGCGUGCGUGUGUGUGUGCAUGUUCGUGCACCAGAAAGAUCGGUAGGAAGUCACUCAAAAGUUGUGCGCAUAUUAACCGACCGUGGUGCAAGCGAUUCGUUUGAACGGUACGGUUUUUAUAGAAACAACCAGGCGCCUCCAUCAACUGUGCUGGCUAAUACGGUGCUGGAAAUUGUAGUCGUUCGGCAGCCGUUUCCCUGCCAGCAAUUGUAGCACUCGGUAGCGAUCUGAUUAAUGGGUGCACAUAAACCUGAACAGCAAGCGGAAGACGGUAGCCGUUUGGUAAAUAAGGUGGGUGCCGCCUCCCGAGUGCCUCGCCAAUUCUUCUUCUGCACACAUCGCACAUAAAUCAAGCAAACUUUCACCAAUUACAAUGUCAAAAUUUUAAAUUUUCCUCAUCAGCAGACAGGAGAUUUAUCGCUGCCUAGCGGGCGCAACCAGCGUCAGGAUAACUAGCGCCGGGAGUGGUGUAGGAAAAGCGUACUUUCACUCGGUGGCCGAUCGGGCCCGGGGGAAAAGGGUGAAGAAAAAUGAGCUUUCUGCUUCUUCGCACAAAAUUUCGCAGCAGAAGCAGAAGCCAGUUCCGGUUGCUGCUGAUGAUGAAUGGAAAUCUUCGCAUCACUCGCUUCGUAUUGUGCCUAGACAGCGCAGAAAGGGGUUUUGCGCUCGGGUAUUUAGAAAGUAGUCCAAUUUGAUGGAUCACAUCCGUGUGGCAUGUGGUUGUAAUGGUUCCGCUUUGGGACAUUGAGAUAUCCUUGGCUGGGAGACGUAAAUUCCGGUCCUUUUGUGAAGGUUGUUCCAGUGUGAUUACGCGCUCCCAGUACGACCUCGAACUGCGCACGGCCAGAUAACGUUUUUGUACAGAGACGCUGGAGGCAGCUGGAGGGGAUACCUUACCGUGCCAAUGAUUAUGAAUGAUCGCGAUAAGCAUCAGAACUCGUUAUGCAUCGUUAUUGGGCGUCACUAGUGCGGCAUAGUAUAGUGGCACCAGGCGGUCGCCUGUGGAGUUGUCGCACGAUUGGUUUAAAACAGGACACAUGGAUCAACGAGCUCUUACAGGGGGCUUUGAGAGGUAUGGUGUGCCGUGGAAAACAAGACUUACAGGCAACAGUAACUUAAUUGAUGUCUUUCACCCACAAAUAACUCCAUUACCGGCAGAACAUAGCCUAGGGGCCUUGGAAAACACAACCGUAUAAUUAUUGACUCGUGGUCAAUGUUGUGAAACUGUGCUGCGGGAAAGUUGCCGACAUGCAAUCCCUUGUAAACGAAUGCACGCUUAAUGUCAGUGAAUAGUAGCAGUUAUAAACGAUGAUUAGUGUCCUGUACGGGUCUUUUUCGAUGCCUUCAUCUUUCGCUACAUAGCUUCAGAACUAGCCUAAUGGAUCUGUCACGCAGAGCUGUUUGAUGGUUAUACAGACGUACAGGGUGUUCCAACUGGAAGUUUUUCCUAGCUUGACAAUGUAAUGCUACAAAAACGUGAUAUUCAGAAAUAUUAUACAGAACUUGAGAGACUCUUUGAAAGGUAGUGAAAUCAGUUGUUCUUUCGUCCCCGUCGAGCUCCGUCGAUUGGCAUGAUUGUCACGAAUCACGCCACAUUGGAUUGGUUCGCAAAUAUACUUUCUUAUCUCUAAUUGAGAGUGUCACAAGCAAACGGGAUCCACCACUUCCUUCAGCCCCGUGUGCGUAAAGGGUGUUUCAAUGCGAUGGGAAACGCUUAUCCAAAAGCACAUACCAUUCAUCAUUCGCUGCCAUCACGCCCCUGUUGGAGCAAGCAGACCGAACACCGACCUACAGCUCUAAUGUGUCUCAUUAUCGCGUCGUGUCGAUCUAACACCGUCCCUUCUAACGAUAUGGCCAAAAGUGUCUCUCGUUAUUCAGAUUUUCGGGGUGGCUCGGCCGGCUGCGUCUCUUUCCGUCUAAUUAGGCUUCUAGUGCCCUUGGGGUGUGAUCCCAAAGACAAUCUUCAGCCCGGAAGGAAUUCGUGAUGGAACCUUGGCCAGCUCGCAGCAAUCCCACAAGAGCGUUGUUUGGGCGGUGAUUUUGUGAAUCCUAUUAAUUUCCCUCAUCGCCGUAACGUUCUAUCCGUGUGCCAGGAAACACAAAUGUCCCCUCGAUGUCGAUCGACGAACGGUGAGAGCAGUCUCUUGAGUGGGCUCCAUCUACAACUGUUGGAAACGCUGGUAGGACGUGGAAGGACGUCUAAGCCACAAGGACAGGUUCGGUACGGACGUAACGGCGUGACGACCAUUUCUAUGGGUAAUAUCAUUUUAAUUGCGUCUUCAUUUACGUAAUCUAUGCUUGCGGAAGGCUCCAGACCGUUCAACCACAAUCGUCAUUAAGCAUAUCAGCAGCAGCAGCAGCAGCAGACAGAAGAUUGGGUUUUAUUUCAAGGAAUCGGCAAUGGUGUGAUGGGAAACACAACAACUGCAGCUUAUCGAACAUUGACUAGACGGUUCUAAUUUGUGGUGUGUUUAGAAUCUGGAUUGGUAUGAAAAAAGCUUUCCGAUAAUUGACAUGCUGAUAUUUAUAGCUUGUAGCUUCAUACGUGUGAAGGCCAUAUAGCUUCCUAAUAGUUGGCGUGGCUUUCUCGCUACGACUCCAAAAUCGAACAUAAAAGAAUGAAAAAUCAGGAAAAAUUCAGUCUCAAAAUACGGUUCUGUCCUGUAUUUUAAAAAGUAUUCAAAACUUUGUCAUUUGAAGAAAAAGCGAAUAACAACCCGGGUUCCACUCUCGCUUUGAACCACACUCUAAAAGGUUUCACAAGUGCUUGGCAAGUCACUGUACCGUUGCCAGCGUGCGUUCGCAUCGUAUCCCUGCGAAUAAUGUGAAUCAUGGAGUACGGGUUCGGAAAUGGAAUUAUGCUUUCUUGCAUGAGAUAUGUAUUUGCGAUUGUCCUAGCAGCUGAAAGGAUCAUCAUCAGCAAAAGGGGAAAAGUUGAAAGAGUCUCCAUCGCCGUCGUCGUCGUCGUUUCGUGUACCAUAUACUUUACCAUUUGUUUGGACACUCUUCACGCAGGUUCUGGGGCCUCUCAUAUAUAAA